Messenger RNA from Xenia sp. Carnegie-2017, 4576 nucleotides. RefSeq lists its product as uncharacterized. The record is from RefSeq and is a predicted model, not a curated record. Lineage: Eukaryota; Metazoa; Cnidaria; Anthozoa; Malacalcyonacea; Xeniidae. Bases 1026 to 4190 code for a protein of 1054 amino acids. The transcript is spliced from 9 exons.
CUGCCUGUGGUUAAGCACAAGGGGCAGUAGAGAAAACUGUAUAUCAUAUGAAUGUCAUUUUAGUCUUGCCUUGACGGAAACGGAUACGGCUUUCAUGUAUUGCGCUUAACGUUUGUUUGAGAUCUUGGGUACGAGUUACGUACACCCAAGAAGUCAUGUAUCUUAAGGUACAACGCGGUGAUGGAGGAAGGUGCCAAAAAUUCGGUAUCUAGAUAGUUUAGGUAUCUAGAGGGGAAUUUAACACUGUCAUCAACAUUUAGAGGCAGUUAUUGCUUUCACUUUUGAAUAUAGUACUUUCUUCGCACGAUGAUACUGAUGAAACACCCAUAAAGUUUUGUCCUAUUUCAAUUGAACUGUUUGCUAUGGUUAUAUUAUUCGUCCUAGCAGUAAAUUAUCAACAGCGAUUGGCCGAAGACUGGGGAAUACUUUAUGGACAUCACGGGGUGGAGUUUCACGGAACUAUACAACUUAAGCCAGCUUUGACUAAAAAAAUUCGAGAAUGAAAGAAGUUUGUGAAUAAGAAAUGUUUAAAAUGACAAAGUGAGUUAAAAUGUUCAAGUUUAAUAAAUGUUUGUUUACAUAUUUAUAUAUAAUUGCGAAACUUGCUUGUGUUUUUGUAGUUAUAAACAUUGCACGUGGCUUGUAUGUUGUUAAUUAUUAAUGAAGGAAAACUGUCUUUGGAUUACUUCAUUAAAAUUCCUUAAAUUUAUAAUGAUUAUUUAUCAUUCUUGAACGAUGUGUUGGAAUUUACGGUUUAGCUUACCGAAAAUUGCUGAUAUGUUGCUAGUUUUAUGAAUUGAAUGCUGUUGUAACGUGUAGUUAAUAUCUUAAAACGGAAUAACAUGAAUAUAUGUACGGAUAAAGGUCAUAAAGUCGGAAGUCUUUGUAUGUUAUGUUGACAUGAAGCAAACGGCGUCCAUUAGCAACCGAAGGUACUCGUGUGGAAAAAGAAAAUUACUUUUUUAAAAAAAAUGGGACAACAAUGCGUUUAUUACCUCUUGUAAACUUGAAUCUUUUACCCAGAAAUGAAUGAAGAAGUAAACAAAAAAGACUCAUCAGCCUAUGUUCUAUACGAGCAAUUACAAGCGGAGUAUAACAAGUUGUUGAAAAAGCAUGCUGCCGCUGAAAAUACUAUUGAUGAAUUAAGAACUGGUACGAGUCUUCAUUUAUACUCAGAACCAAUACAAAGCACCCCAAAUGGUACUUUGGGUUUGGAAGAAACAAAAUAUACACAAACCAUCAACUAUUCCAGACCUAUGCAAGCAAAUACGAGCGAUUAUUCGACAAUGAACGAGACAUGUACAACAAAUUUUUCGUCGACAACAGGUGGUCCUUGGACAUUACAAUCUAAAAGAGACGCUAAUUCAGAAUUUCGUGCUUUUGCCUCUCGUGUAAAAGCAUUAAACGAGGAUGUGAACACUGUGGAAAGUCUUUCAUGUGUGGAUGAAGCGAACGAGACGGAAACAUUGAACGACCUUCGUAAUGUUUGUUCACAACUUCGUAAUGAACACUCGAAGCUGAAGUGUGAUUUAAAAUUACUGUCACGCAACUCUAUGUCUCAUGAGCUGCAUUCUUCUAGUGACGGGAAAAUGGUUAGCACAAAGUCAGAGUUAAAUAAAGAGCUGUCGAGAAUUAUCUUGCAUAUUGAUGAGAUUGAGGAAGAUAUAACAGGACGAUUAGACGCAUUAAAGUCCCUCUUUUUUAGCGGAAGGCGUUCAAGCGAGAAUGACCUGAAAUCACACGUAGAUAAAGAGAAUCUAGCAAGCAAAAUAAGAAAUUUUGACACGACAGUCAGUCAUGCCGACAGACUUCCGAGAAGAAAAUCAUCUUCUACGACGAUUGAUUCACUGUAUUUCACAUCAAGUCCAAGGAAAAGUCGGUCAGAAAAUGGAUCACGUGACAGAGAGGACGAACUUGAUGACUCGCAACACCACAAGUUGAAUGUGACCUGGCCGCAAUCUCGUCAACCAUUGCACAACAAUCUUGUUGUGUUACGUCACAGUUUCUCGGAAACACCACAACAUCAUGACUGUAACAAAAAGGGCAUGGUUCCUGUAUUAUCACAUGAUACAUCCUAUGUAGAUAAGACUUGCAAGAAUAAAAAUGCUGUUGAUGUUGGUACGUGUGAAAAGGAAGAGUCAAGAUUACGCUCAACUGAUGAAGAAACCUUAGAUGAUGAAACGACAUCUCCUUUAGGAGAAAAAUCUUUAUAUAAUUCAGAAAUAGAUCAUUUACCAUCACAUGGGGAUCAAGAAAAACAAACGACAUCUUCACUUUACAAUGACUACUACACAAAGGAAAAUUUCUCUCCAUCUUGUCAUGAAUCUUCUCAAUCAAAGCCAGCGUCAGGAGAAGCGACAGAGAAAAGUUUAUCAGAUAUUAAAGAUAAUGUUGCAUCGCAACACGCCACGAAAGAUCGCUUGAAUUUUGAUGAUGGUAAGGGAAAUUCGAGAAAAGUAGUUUUAGAUGAAGAAGAUGGCAAAAAUCUUAAACUCCACCGACAAAAACAGCAUAUUUCAUCCUUAGAUCAUCAGACACGUAACUUCAACAGUUUGUCGAGUUUAGGUGACAGCAGUCGAUUAUCUACACCUUUAUUUCAACCACGCGGUACAACACGUAUGUCUCCUAGAGUUGCACGUGGAUAUCACGCAUCAAAAUGUAACUAUGGGAACCAGAAUGACGGGUUCGACAGUGGUUUUGUAGGUUCGGACGUUAGUCGUAAUUCACGACAGUUCACUGGACGUCUCGAACAUUCACCGUCAAAGAUUAAUUUAACCAGUCAGUGGGACUCGAAUUAUCAUCUUGAUCUUGUAACGGAAGAUGAGGAGGAAACGGAACAAAUGAGUCCAUUGAAGCUUUCCUCAAGCAACGAUCGUACUGCAAAUCUUCACCGUCAUUCUUCAAUGACCAAUUUAACCGUCGAACAGCCAAAUGAUGAUGUUUUACGUAUACAGAACGAAAGACCGCUGUCCUCAACAGAGAAGACGCCUGUAUGCUCAUCUCGUUAUAAGAUGACUUCUUCAAACAUCAACCGUCGUUAUCUUGACAGACGUCGCAAACCAACAUCUUUUUCUUCAACUGACAAUGAUUCAAGUGCAGAAGAAACUACCAAAGUAUUUCGUCAUUCACGCAGACAAGCAGACAUUAAAUUAAGUCCUGUUCCAAUGCCAGACCGUUUACCAACUGACACUGACAAAUCAACAAGAAACGAUGAGUUAAGUUUAAAAUAUAUCGACGAUAUUGAAAGGCAACAAAGAAAUUUUCAAAAUGAACUUAAUUCUCUUCAUAAACGUGUUAACAUAAUGAGCAGUUCUCGCGAAUCUUCGGGGAUGUACGAUAGGUUACGAGAUCACCACGAACGCUUGCGAAAGAUGGACGAACGCAAACAAAAUCGUAAACUGGAUGAUUUGCGACAAGCUAUUGAAAAUUUAAAAAUAGAUGUGCUUUCUAGUAGGAAAAAGGAUAAUUUUACAACACUUAACGAAAAUUUCCGUCGCGAGUUACAAAAUAUUGCCGACAAAUUAGAUCAACUUUCUUCCUUGGGUAUUAUUACUCCUGACAGGUCACACAUAUCUACUGGUAUCAAUUCAUCACCCAAUGAGACCAUGGAAGAGAAACAGUCUGUUCGUGAUGACGACAUGGCUGUGCGUCUUCGUAAUUUAGUACGCAAAGUUGACGAACUUAGAAGUCGUGUUGAUGAUCAAGAUGAGAAAUUAGUUUUUCAACAUAAAAAUUAUAGAGAUUUUUGUCGUUUUUGUGAUAACGAAUAUAGUGAUAUCAAUGUACAUCAAGGAGCAUCCACUGUGAAUACUGUAGACCAUCUCAAUCCACGAACAUCCACUCCCUUUUCAAAACAUUCUAGAAAACUUGACCAACGGACAUAUUUAUCGAGAAGUUAUCCCGGUGCAACACCACACCAAUCAUCCCCCUUAGUUCAUCAUAUCCACACUUACCACGGCCAUUCUCGUUUUGGAGAGUUUUAUGAAACAUCGGAUGAUGAAGAUUUAGUCAAGAGAAAAAGGUCUUCGCGUCGAAAACGAAAAGUUAAACAUCGCCAAUCUCGUUUCAAUCAAUCGUACAACCAUCAUCCCUAUCUUGAUGAAGCUUGCAACGCAGCCUGGGAUGUACAACGAUUAUCAAAAAACAUUUUGAACACCAUAUCAUAUGAUUUGACGUCUCUGCGAACUUAGCUCACAAUUUCUUGAGAAUUGAUCCACUCGACGUGGUUGUUGAAAGGUGUUUAUGAAAUGUUCGAGAUCCUCUAAAUAUAUGUAAACCGCACAUUACCUCAGCAGUGUAAAUUAUUCUGGCCUUCCUUCUUAUAUAAUUAUUCUAUAUGUUACAUACUCAUUUACUACUUAUGUAUUAUUGAAAUUAUUUUGAUAAUUAUCACCUCUUGUUAGGUAAUAGAGGUACAAACCUCUCUUUCAUUUCAUUUGUACUUUUAGUUUCUAAGGCAUUCCUUUCUACAAAUUGUUUUUUGUACUUAGCUUAAAGAUGUUAAUGGCACUUGAACAGGUGUAUGACCUACCACCGUCAUAAAUACAUAGCAUGGAGAAGUGCAUCAUUUCCGAAA